Messenger RNA from Diuraphis noxia (Russian wheat aphid), 2740 nucleotides. RefSeq names its product DIS3-like exonuclease 2. Gene Ontology annotation, cellular component: P-body. The record is from RefSeq and is a predicted model, not a curated record. Gene Ontology annotation, biological process: mRNA catabolic process; miRNA catabolic process. Gene Ontology annotation, molecular function: 3'-5'-RNA exonuclease activity; RNA binding. Lineage: Eukaryota; Metazoa; Arthropoda; Insecta; Hemiptera; Aphididae.
UCUACGACAGCAUAACAGCAGUUAAGUGUUAACAUUUAGUCGAAUACUCUGACGUUUUGUUUCAACAGUACCUAAGUGCUGAUUUCUGCUCAAAAAGAGGUCCCUUCUGUGUACCACAUAAUAUUCAGAAGACACCUAUGUACCCAACGAUUUUAAGUAUCCAUCGCCCCAUCGGUACUAAUUUUCACCGUUAGUUUGAUCCGUUUUCCAGAAUAUUUCGUCCUUCAUCAGACUCUUAUCGGUCAUGGAUUUUUUAGAAAAUCUGUCGCGUCGACUGGAGGACAUCCGGCUGGAUGGAACAAACGUGACAGCGGAAUUCCCCUGUCCGCAGUCUGUCUUACGAUAUCUCAACCAGAAUGAUCCCAAUAAAUUAGAAAAUGAUAUAGAUAUUGAAGAUACACCUGAAAAUCAAUCCAGAAUCCGGACAAGAAAACGUCUUCAAAGGAGGCAGAAACAGAAGAUAAAAUCUUUAGUUGAGAAACAUAAUACUAAUCCCAAUAAACAAAAUCAAUCAACUCCAAAUAGUGUAGAGCCAUUCUUAUAUCAUAAAGAUUUUUAUCCUAAUUAUAUGCAGUUUGAUGAUGUGAAAAAAGGUUUAGAAAGUGGCAAACUUUUUGAAGGACAUAUACGUAUUAGUCAAAAGUGUCCCACAGAAGCAUAUGUUCCUUCACCGGAUAAAUCAAAGGAUAUAUUGAUAAAUGGCGUUAGAACUCGAAAUAGAGCUCUAGAUGGUGAUAAAGUUGUUGUAAAGAUACUAGGCAAAUCUGACUGGAGGAACCCAGAUUCAGAAGAUUGUCAACGAACUGGCUGUGUGGUUUACAUAACAAAUUCUAAAGAGAAUCGUAUCAUAGUAGGGUCCUUGAUGGUUGAUAGAGGUGUUAUUCAUCGAUAUAGUACAUUAAUUCCAAGAGACUGUCGAUUUCCCAGAUUACUUGUGGACACUUCAACUUGGCUGUUUCCAAUUGAUUUGAGGAAUGGAACCAAAGAAUCGAAAGAAUUGUUUUAUGCUGUUUUACCACACUGGGAUAAUUACAAGUUCCCAAAAGGAAUAUUAAAAGGAGUUUUGGGCGAAUCAGGACAAAUAAAAGCUGAAACUGAAGGUAUACUGAUCACUCAUGAUAUAGAAGAACAUCCAUACCCAGAAGAUAUAGAUCAAUAUUUUCCACCACUUUUUUCUGUUGAAGAAGAAUUGAAACACAGAAAAGAUUUUAGGAAACAUUGCAUUUUUUCCAUUGAUCCCCCUACCGCCAAAGAUCUAGACGAUGCUCUUUCCUGUGUACCACUGCCAAAUGGUAAUUUUGAAAUUGGUAUUCACAUAUCUGAUGUGACUUAUUUUGUUAAACAAGGAACACCAUUAGACGAAAUUGCAGAAAAAUUGGCAACUAGUGUUUAUUUAGUACAAAAAGUGUAUCAUAUGUUACCUCCAGCAUUGACAAUGAUGGCGUCAUUAUUACCAGGAACUGAUAAACUAGCUGUCUCUAUUACUUUGGAAAUGACACCCGAUGCUAAUGUGAUUAGUCACUCUUUUAGUCAAUCGAUUAUACAUUCUUGUGCCCAAUUGCAUUAUUCACAUGCUCAAAUAUUCUUAGAAAAUCCUGAUAAAAAAGAUUGGGAUGAAUCUGAGUUUCCUACUGUGUAUAAUGGUUAUACAAUCAGUGACUGUGCAACAGCUGUUAGCCAUUUACAUAAACUAGCGACAGUGAUGCGAAAGAGACGUUUUGACACUGGUGCACUAGCAAUCAACCAACCCAAGUUGUCUUUUGACAUAGACAGAGUUACAUGCGAACCAUUGUCGUAUUCCUUGUAUAUACUCCAUGAGAGUAAUUGGUUAAUUGAAGAAUUUAUGCUUCUUGCUAAUACAAUGGUCGCUGAACAUUUGAAGACUCACUUUCCAACUACAGCUAUGCUUAGAUGUCAUCAUGCACCCGAUGUUGCUCCUAUGGAAAAAGCAGUGAAAAUAUUGAAAGUACAUGGCAUUGAUAUUGAUUUCACUUCAGCUGGAUCAAUUCAUAAGUCUAAAGCUAUUUAUUGCCAAGGUGAAAAUUCAAAGAAUUCUCAUUGGGACAUUAUUAUUAACAACAUUCUAUCAAAACCGAUGGUUCGUGCCGAAUACUGUGUUAUUGAUCCAGACAAAUCCAUGUCUCAUUUCGCACUCAAUGUACCGUAUUAUACACAUUUUACCUCUCCCAUUCGUAGGUAUCCAGACAUAGUUGUGCACCGUAUGCUUAUAUCAUGGUUAACAAACAAACCAAUCAAGGAAUACGAAGACCCAAAAGUCAUUGAAAAGAUAGCUAUCAACAGCAAUGAUAAAAAGAAUAACGCGAAGAAAGCGUCAGAAGCUAGUGCAGAUAUUUAUGCUGCAUGUUUGAUUGGUAAACUGGGUGGCCUAGAAGUGGAUGCAUCCAUAAUGGAAGUAAAAGAAAACUAUUUYGAAGCCACAGUCCUCUCAAUGAACAUGAACACUAGAGUUUAUGUAAAUAUUUCUCCAAAUAACCCAGACUUGCAACACAGAUUCUGUAAGUUCUCAAUUGUUGACAAUAAACCAACAUUAGUUAUUUGGUGGGAUCUCAAAGGUGAAAACAAGCAAACUCUUCAACUUUUUGACAAAGUGAAAUUAAAGCUGACAAAAAGGGAAAAUUGUUUGAAACUAAGAGCCAUUUUGAUCAGAGAUGAAUACAAUUCUUAUUAUUGUGACUCAUUACAUACUGAAAUUAGUAUGUAAUAUGUAUUUGAAUUAAUA